GUUGUCCCGGAUUGAAAUGAUUGAAAUGAACCGCAGUUUGUUUUAUUUACGUCUUGGCGUCUUGGUCGAGCCAAACUGACGUACAAAUUAAAAAUUUAAACGACCGAAGCAGAAAUGGCAGAAAGCGAUGAACCGCAGCCGGCUCAUCUGGCUGCACUUGCGUCCCACUUCGGCCACAGUUGCUUCCGGCCGAUGCAAUGGACUAUUAUACGUUCGAUCCUGGAAGAUCGUCGCGAUAAUUGCGUUAUCAUGGCAACCGGAUAUGGAAAGUCUUUAACAUACCAAUUUCCGUCGGUUUUUCUCGGACGGACCACAAUCGUAAUUUCUCCACUGAUUAGCUUGAUGGAAGAUCAAGUUUUAUCGUUGAAUUUGAGUAAUAUACCCGCUUGCUUACUGGGUUCGGCUCAGCGAGCAAAUCCUUUGCCAGAUAUAAAAGCUGGAAAGUUCCGUGUGAUUUAUUUGACUCCCGAAUACGUAACCGGGGACAGUGGAAAAUAUCUGUUGGAGCAUAUCGCAGACCAACUGGUAUUAAUAGCUAUAGAUGAGGCACAUUGCUUGAGCAAAUGGGGUCAUGAUUUUCGGCCGGCUUACAGAAAUCUUGGAGUUAUACGCAAAUUAUGCCCUAUGGUUCCUAUUUUAGCAGUAACUGCAACCGCCACACUCAAUGUAAGAGAAGACAUUAUUAAUUGUCUAAAACUGCGUAACCCACAAACUCUCUGUACGGGAUUUGAUCGACCGAAUUUAGAAUUUCAUGUUAAAAUGAAAGGAUCCCUUGGAGUGUGGGAGGAUCUUCGAGGGUUACUCAGUAAACAUUCGGAGGGCAGCAUCAUUAUUUACUGUCUGACUAGAAAGCAAACAGAAGAAAUUGUGGAACUGCUGAAAAAUAAACGUGUUGAAUGUGAGCCGUAUCAUGCUGGUCUUGGUAUCAGCCAGAGACGAAAUGUGCACGAGAGUUUCGUGCGCGAUCGAAUACAAAUUAUAGUAGCCACGAUAGCGUUUGGCAUGGGUAUAGACAAACCCGAUGUACGUUUAGUUAUCCAUUAUGGUGCUUCAAAAGAUAUAGAAAGUUACUACCAGGAAGCGGGUCGCGCAGGGCGUGACGGGCAACCAUCUAAAUGUGUUAUGUUUUGGAGCCGUGCUGACUUUAAGACGCAUGAAAUAUUGCGUGAAUACAAUCCCGGAGGUGUUCAAAAAAAUAUGGAGGCGUUAUCCAAAAAGAUGCACGAGUAUCUGGAUACUAGAGAGUGCCGACGAAGGUUUAUUCUCAAGUAUUUUGAAGAGAAAGAUGUUGUAGUGGAAUCGCGAAAACAUUGUUGUGAUAAUUGUGACCGAACAGUUGGGGGCGUAAAAGAUAGUGAACGCUACGAUGGCAUUGAUGAACAAGGGAACUAUGACUUUGGCAAAGACAGUGAAUAUUUAUUAAAUGCUAUCGACGUCUUUGGCGGUGGAACCGGCAUUUCUUUACCGAUUGCUUUACUUCGAGGUUCUAAAAGUAAGAAAUUAAACGAGCGCUACUGGAAACACCCGCUGCAUGGUAUCGGAAAAUCAAAAGAUGACGAAUGGUGGAAGGCACUGGCUGUAUUGCUUGAGCGAGAAGGGUUUCUAAACAAGGUCAAACUUCAAAACAACUACUGCAAAUUUGCCCUUAUGUACAAGGUUCAGCCUACGCCAUUGGCGAAGAAGUGGCUUGCAACAUCCGACCGGAAACUGAUGAUGAAGCCAACGGCUGAAAUGUUUAAAUCGCUGAGAUUGAUCAAAGUCCAACCGCUGUAUAAUACGGAUUUUCAGAGUCAGCGUAGUGUUGUGCCAAAAAUGCUCCCUUUGCCAACUGUACACAGUGUUAGCAGUUUGAACAACUCAAGAACGUUGGAAUCAAUCGCUUCUAAGCAAGAUAUUGUGCAAGAUCUAGUUAAAAGUCUGCUCAAAAAACGAUCCGAGCUUGCUACUUCUUAUGAGUGCAUGCCAUAUAUGAUCGCAUCGAAUUUAGCUCUUCACCAAAUGGCAACCAUUCGGCCAUUGAACUUAGACGAGAUGAAAAAUGCUCAGUUGGAUGGAUUCUCUGAUAUAAAAAUACAUAAAUUUGGAAAAAGUUUUCUGUCAUGCAUUCAGGAAAAGCUGAAUUUUUUACCCAAUAAUGACAAUUCUGAGAAUUCUCUCAUGCAGACUGCUUUACAGUGUAAUCCAUUUACCAAAAGUAAGUUUUCAUCUACGCAUCAGACGACUUGGAAUCUUUGGUUAGAAGGUCGGUCAGUUGCCGAUAUUGGCAAAUUUCGUAAUCUUGCAGAAGGGACUGUUAUCAGUCAUUUGUGCGAAGCAAUCAAGCACGGAUUUCCAUUUGGGUUUAAUGAUUUUACUCGAAUAGGCAUGGCCAAGACUACAUUCGACCAUAUCAAAUCAAAACUCCCAACUACGCUGGAAGGCUGCAAGAUGACUGAUAUCAAGAAUCAAUGUUUGCCACAUGUUACAUUCGAUCAGAUAAAAUUAGUGCUUAGUUACGUUUCCGUACGACGUCAUCUCGAGUUGCUAAAUGUUCAACUCACUGAGGAUAACCAAUCAAGCGAAGAAGUAAAAACUACUACCAAAAAUCUUGCUGAAGAUCUCUGGGGUGAAGAAGAUGAAGAACUGUCCGUUGCCGAAAGUAGUUUUGCUGAAAUUGAUCGAAUAUGUAAGGAAGCAAGUUGUAGUAAGAAGGAUCUUUUACAUGCUUCCACAGGGGAUCACAUCGAUAUUGAUGAUGAUGAUGAAGAGUUUGACUUGGACGAAAUAGCAGCUCUCGAGCGGGCAGUGAUGAGCGAUCAGUCAGACAAUAGAAUACCUACAACACAUACCUCUGUCAAAUCGAAAGGAAUUAUUUAUAACGACGAGACUGAAAGUGAGGCCACUGAAACCGGCAGAAGUCCAGCGAAACAGGCUAAGAUUGAACCUGUGGUAACUGAGGUGACCAAACCUUCGUUUACAUUUAAAAUAGCCACCAGUGCAGCAGUUAUUGGCAACAGAUUGGCAAAUAAAAAAAUUGUAUAUGAGGAUAGCGAUGACGAUGAUGUAGUUAAACCUUCGUCCAUAUCUAAAACAGCCAACAGCGCAGCCGUAACCAAAAAAAGGAUCGUAAAUAAAAAAAUUAUAUAUGACGAUAGUGAUGACGAUGAUGACAAUGGGUUUGCUAAAAGAGAAGCUAUGUUGUUGCCCAGGCGAAAAGUUUAAUUGUUCGAAAGGCGCUUCUCGUUUUAUACACAACAAAAGGUAUCGAUUUUGCUUUCUGUUUAU
Molecule: messenger RNA, 3264 nt
Organism: Sabethes cyaneus
Lineage: Eukaryota; Metazoa; Arthropoda; Insecta; Diptera; Culicidae
Product: bifunctional 3'-5' exonuclease/ATP-dependent helicase WRN-like
Exons: 3
Coding region: 115-3201 (1028 amino acids)
Biological process (GO): telomere maintenance; DNA replication; double-strand break repair via homologous recombination
Cellular component (GO): chromosome; nucleus; cytoplasm
Molecular function (GO): 3'-5' DNA helicase activity; nucleic acid binding; ATP binding
Source: RefSeq, a predicted model, not a curated record